AUGGACCUCUCAUGGAAGGAGAAAGAUGUGGACAUACGUGAUUUACCAGAUCCGACGAUAGUCGUUGUAAUGGCGGCGGUCGUCGCAGCCUACAAGGACGGAAGACUGUCACCGCUAGAGGACUUUCCACCUUAUCAAGGAAUUCGUCAGCAUUCAACUUUCCACGAGCAACGCCAACCGUUCCAGGAGCAACCAUACAAGACGCCGCAGUAUCAAUCGUAUCGACAACGUCCGUACCGACAAGACUCGUCGUCUUAUCGUGAACAGAUAUCCUUCAGGGACUACUCGUUGCCAAAGAGUCGGCCAUUUUAUGGUGACAGGCAAUCUUUCAGGGACGCUUCAGACUUGAAGAACCAGGCUUCCUUCUUCACCGAUGGACCAUCCUUCCCGAACCAUCGAUACAAAUAUCCGACAUCGUUCAAAGACGAAAUUCAAGAUCAAUCCGUUGGCGAACAGUAUUCCUAUCAGCAGGAAUCCUUUCCAAAUGACUUUCGGAUCUCCGAUUUAUACAAGGACCAAGAACCACCCGGGCAACAGACUUUCGGCCGAGAUUCGGAGUACCUGAAACACGGAAACCAUGGUCUCGGUUACGUCUCCGUCCCGCCGAUUUCCCCGUAUCCAUUGAACGAGGAGGCAUCCACAACGAUGACACCGACGACGGCCACGACAACCACCCAGAAGCCAUCGGAACUGUCUAUCCUAUCCAGCACAGCUCGGACUAUCAGCCAAGUUCAUACGUCUGCAACUUCCGUGCCGAAAGUGGCUUCGCACACGGGGACAAUGCCAACCGUGAAAUUCGAUACGCUGGCCGACGACACCGCCACGACCACUUCGGCGACCUCCAUGAUACCAACCGCAUCGGUCACCACGAAGCAAUCUUCGAACUUGGCGAAUCCGCCGACAGUGGCCAGCUUACCUGUCGUGGCCACGGAAUCUCCAAUCAUAUCCUUCGGCAGACAUACCGUUUCGCCAAUUGAAUUCCAAUCGGGCAAGUUCACGGCUCCAGGGUCCUAUUACAUCACCAGCGGGGCGAAGAACAAGGCGCAACAGUCGUUGCUCACCUAUCUGUUGGCGCAGCAAGGAAAAACAACCCUGAAAAGCAACGAACAGAAUCCUCUACUGAACUACGUUGUCCUCCCACCUGUUAUGACCAACAGUUUGAACAACAAGAUCCAAAACCCGGUAUCGAGCUACGUGCAUCCGGAGGAGGGGAAGUCCGCGCUAAAGGACAGUCUGCUCAACUAUAUGCUGCAACAGGAACCGAACCAUGGCCUAUCGGUUCAACAAUCUUCGCUACCGGAAACCGUGAAUUACGUGCCGCUGACCAACACGUAUGCCGAGAGACCGAAGCUCUCUCUGUCCAGUCUACCGUUCUCAACUUUGUCAGCGGUUCCUCGACCGAUGGAAACGAUAAACUACGUCUCCGCGACAGUGCCAAGAGUCUCUGGCUUCGCCACUCAAGACACGUCGCCAUCAGCCGCCUUCCCUCUGGGUUCAUCCCUCGACGUUCUCAACUCGGCCACGUCGUUACCAUCGAGUUUGGGGACAGGCUUCACGCAAAGUCAGUCCCCGAGUAUAUUUAGCAGUUUACCUGCUGGGCUGAACGGUGGCAUAUCAGCGGGGAUACCGGGCAGCCUGUCAGCGACCGUUCCCGGCAGCCUGUCUACUCUGAGCUUGGGUCAGAACUUCCAACAUCUAGGCCAUCUACGACAGUUCGAACCGGCGAGGAGUCAGCCUCUCUCCUAUUCUCCAGGAUUGCAGCUGCAGCUGGGCGGUUACGGCGGGAUAGAUUACACCUUACGGCCGAGUAAUCCUGCCCCACGGCCCUUGGAGCUUGGCAUCGCGAAGGUGGGCUUAAGUUUGCCGGAAUUUCCGCGACAGCAGCUUCCCGCAUUCUCCAAGGUGAAUUUCCAACGAGUAAUCGCGCCCCUCAGCUGGCCUGUCAGCCGGCAAUCACUUGAUUUUUGGGAGACUAGCAUGCUUUCUACAGAACACCUACUUUAG
This is a messenger RNA of Dufourea novaeangliae, 2004 nucleotides long. RefSeq lists its product as uncharacterized. The record is from RefSeq and is a predicted model, not a curated record. NCBI's taxonomy places the organism in Eukaryota, Metazoa, Arthropoda, Insecta, Hymenoptera, Halictidae.